AUGAUUAGUGUGGACUUGCGGGCGAUCACCCAGCCUGUGGGCAUCAUGCGAAUAAUGGCGGCCCUCCUCACCUGUAUGUGUUUUAGCUUGGUGGCAACAGUGGGACACGUCUCAUCUCCCUACUGGGCGUGGUGCAUGUUCACCUGGUGCUUCUGCUUCUUCUUCACCCUUCUCAUUCUCAUCCUGGAGUUCACAACUGUCAAUGCCAAAUUACCUUUUGCCUGGGAUGAUUUCACCGCUGCCUUUGCCAUGCUGGCGAGCCUCAUGUGCCUUUGCGCCUCCAUCAUCUACCCCACCUUUUUCACAUGCAAGACCUGCCACCGCCAGAUCGGUGCCUCUGUGGUGUCCUGGGUCUGUUUCGGGGUGUAUGCAGGCGAGGUGGCUUUAACUCGCCUUCGUCCGAGCGGGCAGAACAGCGGGUUCCUCUCCACGUUGUCCGGCAUUAUGAAGAUGCUGGAGACGUUCCUCGCCUGUCUCAUCUUCAUGUCCCUGGAGACAGGUCAGUACUCCGGCUCCCCGGGUCUGCAGUGGUGCGUGGCCGUGUACUCCCUGUGCUUCAUCUUUUCCAUCCUUAUAAUCCUGCUCAGCAUUGGACAGCUGAUCUCGUAUCUUCCGUUCUCCUUUGACAAGCUUGUGAUCGUCUAUAACAUUUUGGCAGCUGUGAUGUAUAUUACAGCUAUGGUGAUCUGGCCACUGUAUAGUUUGCACAACAGGAAGAGACCCAGUGACUGUGGCCCCCUCUGUCCCUGGGAUAAACUGGUGAUGGUCACCUUUAUGACGAUCCUCAACGCUAUCGUUUACACACUGGACACAGUCUACUCCAUACGCCUUGUGUUCUGUGUCAGUAACCAGUGA
Cottoperca gobio is the source of this 855-nucleotide messenger RNA. Its product is annotated as myeloid-associated differentiation marker-like. Gene Ontology annotation, cellular component: membrane. The transcript has a single exon. Lineage: Eukaryota; Metazoa; Chordata; Actinopteri; Perciformes; Bovichtidae. The coding region runs from base 1 to 855 and encodes 284 amino acids. The record is from RefSeq and is a predicted model, not a curated record.